Molecule: messenger RNA, 972 nt
Organism: Penicillium cinerascens
Lineage: Eukaryota; Fungi; Ascomycota; Eurotiomycetes; Eurotiales; Aspergillaceae
Product: rRNA-binding ribosome biosynthesis protein UTP23
Exons: 3
Coding region: 1-972 (323 amino acids)
Cellular component (GO): small-subunit processome; nucleolus
Molecular function (GO): small ribosomal subunit rRNA binding
Source: RefSeq, a predicted model, not a curated record
AUGAGGGCCAAGCGUUCGAAGAAGUACCGUAAGCUCAUGCACCAGUAUGAGCUUACAUUCAACUUCCGUGAGCCCUACCAAGUGCUUGUGGACUCAAACUUCCUGAGUAAUGUCGAUGCUUUCAAGAUGGACCUGCUUCCUGCACUUGAGCGGACUCUGCAGGGUAAACCCAAGCCAUUGCUCACAAAAUGCUCCCUCAACGCCAUCAUGAAAGCCCAACCUAUCAAUCCCAAAACUCAACAGCCAUAUCGCCCGCGUCAUCUCCCCCCACCGACAGAAUUACCGCUCCGCCACUGCUCUCACAAUGUGGACUCCGAGCCCAUCGACGAGGUCGAGUGUCUUCUCUCCCUGCUCUCUCCUAGCGCAGAAGCCAAGAAGAACAAGGAUCACUACAUUCUCGCGACGGCGGACCCAAUAGUCAAGAAGAACGACAAGAACGAUGGGCAACGCAAGCGCAAGACUGACGAAGAGCGCCAAGAGGAACGGGCCAUGCGCCGCGCCAGAGCCCUCCGAGUGCAUGCACGCUCCAUCCCCGGUGUCCCAAUUAUCUAUGUCAAACGCUCCGUCAUGGUUCUGGAGCCGAUGAGCACGCCAUCCGAAAACGUGCGCGAUGGCGUGGAGAGGGGCAAGUUCCGUGCUGGACUGGAUGACCCAUCGCUGGGCAAGCGCAAGCGGGAGGAGGAUGCCGAGCCUUCAGUGAAAAUACCCGGACUCAAGAAGGCCAAGGGUCCCAACCCGCUCAGCGUGAAGAAGUCCAAGAAAAAGACCGAGUCUGGUCUUUCUGCCACUCCGAAGAAACAAAAGUCUCAGGCUGCUGAAACCCCGAGAGAAAGCGGUGAUGCUGAUGCUCUGGAGAAGCCGGAUGGCGAGGCUAAGACUAAGCGGAGACGCAGGCAUAAUAAGAGUGCUCCUCACGAAGGGAACGAGGAUGCGCCUGCCGACGCUGUUUCAGCUAUGGAGGUCGACGCAUGA